Neopsephotus bourkii (Bourke's parrot) is the source of this 2084-nucleotide messenger RNA. RefSeq names its product DnaJ heat shock protein family (Hsp40) member B5 (gene DNAJB5). Gene Ontology annotation, molecular function: protein-folding chaperone binding. Gene Ontology annotation, cellular component: cytosol. The transcript is spliced from 4 exons. Bases 832 to 1977 code for a protein of 381 amino acids. The record is from RefSeq and is a predicted model, not a curated record. Gene Ontology annotation, biological process: negative regulation of transcription by RNA polymerase II. NCBI's taxonomy places the organism in Eukaryota, Metazoa, Chordata, Aves, Psittaciformes, Psittacidae.
CCUAUUCCAAUGGGAUGCGGUGUUGUGCUUGAUGAGGGUAGGGUGCAGGAGCUGCCCGGCACGGCUGCCUGAUUCCAUUGUGGGGCAUCCGGAGGGGAUGCUCUUAGUGGCUGGUGAGUGAUGGGGGGAUGCGGUGCCGUUGGAUUUCCUUGGCGCGCCUGAAGGUGACUUCUCAGAAGUAGGUUUUGUGCCGCCGCUCGGCUCCGUGCUCGGACCCGGCUCCAUCCCGGUGCCACGCUGCACCGGGAGCCCCAUUCACCGGGUGCUGGGACCCCUUCUGUGGGGCACCGGUGUCGCGGGGAUCCGCAGGGGGAAAGCUGGGGAGGUGCAACCCGGUCAAUGUGACUUUCUAACACAUUGCAUCGCCUUGCCGCCGCUGCCGUCCUACUUUUGGGUGCAGAGCAGAGUCCUUUCUGGGGACACCGAGGAGGGGGGAGCUCCUGGGUGCGCUCCCUCCCUGCUCCUUGGUAACGGUAACGGGGACGUGACAGUACCGGGGGACGUGUGUGACAGGAGCGGGGCGGCCGGGAGGCAGUGGGGAGGGAGGAUGCUGGAGCUGAGGAAGCGUCAAGAAGCCAAUUAAAAGGAAGAUUACGGCGAGCGACUCCAUUGAAGGGUGUCCCCGUGCGUGUGUGACAAAGGACGGCAGCUCCCAGCAGCAUCCACCCGGCACCCGCUCACCCAUCACCACCUAAAGCCCUUUCGGAGCCAUCCCGGGUGCUGACCGUUGCCUUUCUGCUGUGCCGGAGGGAUCCGGCCACCGGAGCAUCCUUCCGUGUGGCAUUCCUGGCAACUCUCCACCGUCUCCCGGGGCACCUGUGGACAACGGGGAUGUUUAAAAUCAAACUAGAGCCUUUGAAAAGGUCGGCUUGGACUAUGAACGUGUUCGUCAAGUUUCGGAAUAAGUACUCGGCUCCCGGCAGCGUCGCCGUCAUGGGGAAGGACUAUUACAAGAUCCUGGGCAUCCAGACCGGUGCCAACGAGGAUGAAAUCAAGAAAGCCUAUCGGAAAAUGGCCCUCAAGUAUCACCCCGAUAAGAAUAAAGACCCCAACGCCGAGGAGAAGUUCAAGGAGAUCGCAGAGGCUUACGAUGUCCUGAGUGACCCCAAGAAGCGAGCUGUCUAUGACCAGUAUGGGGAGGAAGGUCUCAAAACUGGAGGUGGCUCUUCAGGUGGCUCAGGGAACACUUUCCACUACACCUUCCAUGGAGACCCCCAUGCCACCUUUGCCUCUUUCUUCGGAGGCUCCAACCCUUUUGACAUCUUCUUCGCCAGCAGCCGCUCCCGAAUAUUCAACGGCUUCGACCAGGAAGACAUGGACAUCGAUGAAGACGACGACCCUUUCAGUGCCUUCGGCCGGUUUGGCUUCAACGGCAUCAACGGGGUUCACCGGCGGCACCAAGAGUCCCUGCACACACGCAGGAAGGUCCAAGACCCACCGGUCAUCCACGAGCUCAAGGUGUCCCUGGAAGAGAUCUACCACGGCUCCACCAAGAGGAUGAAGAUCACGCGCAGAAGGCUCAAUGCUGAUGGCCGGACCAUGCGGACUGAGGACAAGAUCCUAAACAUUGUCAUCAAACGGGGUUGGAAGGAGGGAACCAAAAUCACAUUCCCCAAAGAAGGGGAUGCCACCCCAGACAACAUCCCUGCUGACAUCGUCUUCAUCCUCAAGGACAAGCCUCACUCGCACUUCAAGAGGGAUGGAACGAACGUGGUCUACACGGCAAACAUCAGUCUUAAAGAGGCCUUGUGCGGCUGCACCGUGAACAUUCCCACCAUCGACGGGCGGGUGAUCCCGCUGCCCUGCAACGACAUCAUCAAGCCGGGGACAGUGAAGAGACUGCGCGGGGAAGGGCUGCCCUUCCCCAAGGCCCCCAGCCAGCGAGGAGACUUGAUCGUGGAGUUCAAAAUCCGCUUCCCGGACAGAAUAGCUCCUCAGACGAGACAGAUCCUCAAGCAGCACCUCCCGUGCUCCUAAAGCCCGGGGACUCCUCUCCAAGCAGCAAUACUCCCAUCGCUCGUGCCGCAGCACCGCGGAGCAGAGGUGCCACAGCACUGUCGAAUGCAAAAAGAAAACAACAAAAC